Messenger RNA from Portunus trituberculatus (swimming crab), 8847 nucleotides. RefSeq lists its product as uncharacterized. Gene Ontology annotation, biological process: regulation of transcription by RNA polymerase II; animal organ morphogenesis; anterior/posterior axis specification. Gene Ontology annotation, cellular component: nucleus. Gene Ontology annotation, molecular function: DNA-binding transcription factor activity, RNA polymerase II-specific; RNA polymerase II transcription regulatory region sequence-specific DNA binding. Lineage: Eukaryota; Metazoa; Arthropoda; Malacostraca; Decapoda; Portunidae. The record is from RefSeq and is a predicted model, not a curated record.
ACCUGUGCUGUAUGGGGACUAGGGGUUACUAAUUACCGUGUGAGGUGUGUGAGGCGGUGAAAUUAGUGGAAAUAAGCCCAUGUGGAGGGGGACAGAGGCACCGGGUCGUGUUGACAUCGUGGGGUAAUUUGUCCCUAAUAACAAGCUCAUUUAUCACCGCUUUUGCUCCUCGGUAUCAUGUUGUGAAUGUGUGUUAGUGCCUUCCACGGGUGUGUCCAUUCAAGAAACUCACGUGACUGCUGUAAUGAGGCGGCCAUGCAGUGAAAUAAGAAUGAAAUGAGGGUGUGCAGUUGUGAGUGGGAGGGGUGAGUGAGGCAAGAGAGAUGAGACACCACCAGACUCGUCCCUUAUGAGGAAGAGAAGAGGCAGGAAGAGGCUGAGAAUGGAUGCUCCACUGGCUAUAGAAAUUACUGCCGAUUUGGACGAUGCUGAAGACAGGAAGGAAAAUGGAGAUAAAGAGGAAGAAGAAGAGGGAGAAGGAGGAAGAGAAGAUGUGGAGGAGGAGAAAGAGGAGGAGGAAAGUGUAAAUGAUGUUGAUGUGGUUUUGGGAGAUGCUGUUUCUACUACUACUACUACUGCUACCACUACUACUUCUACAUCUACUACUACUAUGAGUGGAGAAGGAAGAGAAGAUGCAGAGGAGGAGGAGGAGGAGGAGGAGGAAAGUGUAGAUGAUGUUGAUGUUGCUGUUUCUGCUACUACCACUACUACUACUACUGCUACUGCUACUGUUGGUACGACUAUUGCUACUACUUCUACUGCUACUACUAUUUCUACUACUACUACCUCUGCUGUUCUUUCUACAUCAUCACCACCACCAUCACCAUCACUACCAUUGUCAUCACCACUACCACCUGCACUAUCCUCAUCACAAUUAUCUGAGUCACCACCAUUGCCCUCAUCACCAUCACCACCACCAUCACAAUCACUGGAGAAGUUAGCGGAGUCAUCAUCACAUCAGUCACCACCACCAUCACCACCUGAUCCUCUUGCAUCACUGGUACAAUCAUCACAAUCAUCACCACUAUCCCAACAAUCACCACCACAAUCACCACUAUCCACCACCAUCACCACACCACAGUUACAGUCACCACAACCUACCACCACACCACCACCACAAUCAUCACCACCUCCUCCUCCAACUACACCACCACCUUUACAAUCACCAUCCCCACUGCAAUCACCACAGUCAUCACCACCUCCUACCACACCACCACAAUCACCACCUCAUACCAGCACACCACCACCACAAUCACCACCGACCACCACCACCACUGCCACCACUACCACCACCACCCUGCCUCCCGGUCUGACACAGGAGGUGGUGGUGGCGCAACUGAAUCAGCUGCAACAAACUGUGGUGUCGCACAUCUUGCAGUACCAGGCCGGCAUCAUUGCUCAGUUCCAGCAGAUUCAACAGCAAAUGUUAUCGCAGCUGAGUAGCACCACCACCACCACUACCACAACAACCACCACCACUACUGUAGCCAUCACUCAGCCACAGAGCCCAUCCCAGGCCACCACCAACACUGCCACCUCCACCACCACCACCCUGGCUUCCAUACAGACCCCCAUCACCAUCACCACCGCCACCACCCCUGCCACUGCCACACCACCGCCACCAUACUCAGACAGGGUGAUGCGGAAGAGGAAAGUGUCGAGCAUCAUUGCAAAGGAAGACCCACCUCAAGGGAGAGAAGUCCACAUGAAGAGAAAGAGAACUGCCUUUAAUGAGAAGCAAUACAAAGUGCUGGAGACCACAUUCGAGCACAACAACUUCCCUGAGCCAAUAGACCAGCACUGCAUUGCCCUGCGCAUCAAAACGCCAUACCGGAGCAUCAAAAUGUGGUUCCAGAAUAGACGAGCCAGCGUGCGGAAGAGACUCACGCCGCAGGAAAAGGGAGCACCAAACCCUGACAGCAGACCCAUCAAGAAUGCCAGCGACCCAGACGCCCGCUGGUACUGCUCCCUCUGCCCCUCCACCUUCAUCGCUAAGAAGUUCCUGGACAGCCACCGUGAGGCUCACAAGCAGGAGACGCUGUACUGCCCAGACUGCCACCUUGGCUUCACCCACAAGGUGCUGCUGGACACCCACCGCAUCUCAAAGUGUUCAUCCAAAACUGGCAUCGACCUCACCCACCUCAAGGAUGAGGCCAUCGAUCCCCCGCCGCCGCCGCCGCUGCAGAACUUGUCGCACCGCCGCUCCCUUAGGAUCAAGGAGGAGGCUGCCUCUCCUUCACCACAGCAGCAGCAGCAGCAGCAGCAGCAGCAGUCUGCAGCCACAGCCACUCCAACCGCAGCUGUGGUGCAGCAAGGCUUCUCCCUCCAGGCUGGCCUUCCUCUUCUUCUCCUCCAGAAGCUGCAGAAACAGCAGGAGCAGCAGCAGGAAACUACAGCACCAACAGUAGCAUCUGCUGGGUCCUCCCCACCCCCUCUGGUGCAGGCCAACCCCCUCAUCCUGCAGCAGCAGCAGCAACAGCGGUUGAUCCAGCAGCUGCUGCUGGCACAGCUGCAGCAGGCUAAGGAUGGGCAGCAGAGUGUGGUGGUGAAACAGGAGGAGGAGCAGCACCAGGAUGAAGAGGAGGAGGAGGAGGAGGAGGACGACGACAAGAAACAGCAGCAGGAGGAGGAGGGAGGGCUGGGGCUGGUGGAGCAGCGUGCCAUCAAGGAGGAGAUCCACAUCAAGGAGGAGGCACACGAGGUGGAGCAGGACGUUCAGGAGGAGAUGGACACCGGGGGAGGAGGAGGAGGAGGAGACGAGGGAAAAGUGGAGGAACGCCCCCACUCCCCCUCCUCCUCCUCCUCCACCAUCACUUACUCUGAGCAGCUCAAACAGACCAUCCAGCAGCAGAUCCAGCAGAUCCAGCAGAACCAGCUGCAUCUCAAGCUGCAGCAGAUCCAGCAGAAGCAGAAGCAACUGCAGCAGCAGCAGCAGCAGGGCUCCAGCACUGGUGGGGAGGACACCCCCAACAACAGCCACAUGGUGGUGUCCCUGGGGCCGGCAGAUAGUGGUGGGCAGGAGACACCACGCAUCAGGGUGAAGGAGGAGCUGCAGGAGGGUGGCAGUGCCUGCAAGGAGCCGCUCACCCUGCAGGACCAGAUCUCCUCCAUCCUCAAGAACCACGGCCUCAAGUCCCCAUGGCGCACCACCUCGCCCCCCGUCAAGGGUGAGCCCGGUGGGGGGGAUGGGGACAAGGGACCCCAGCAGGAGCGGGAGUCCAUGCAGGAGCAGAUCCAGGCCAUCCUCCGCCACCAGCAGGAGCAGCGGCGCAAGAUGGAGAAGGCCGGCGACGAGACAGAUGUGUCAGAGGAGACGGCCAUCAACAGCAUCAAGCGUUGCCGGCGCCGCACCACAGUGUUCAAUGAGGUGCAGCUGCGCACUCUCUACCUUCACUUCACCUACUGCAACUUCCCCGACCCUUCCAUGUUCAAGAUCAUCGGCAGCCUCACCAAGCUGGAGCCACAGGUCAUUAAGAUCUGGUUCCAGAAUGAGCGGUCCAGGCAGAGGAAGAGAGCGGCUCACUUCCUCGACGAAGUGAACUCCAAGGAGAAGCCGUACAAGUGCCGUGACUGUGGCAUGUCCUUCGCCAUGCUGACUUUCCUGGUGAAGCACAGCAUGCGGCAUAGCGGGGAGACAGACGCCGCCGCUGCUGCCAGGGAGGGUGCGGUGCGGACCUGCCCACUAUGCCUGCAGAAAUGGAACCGUGAGGUGUUUGCGUCACACCUCAAGAGUCGCCACAACGUGAACUGGUCGCUGGUGGAGGAGCGCGCCGGCGGCUCCCUCACCUGCCACCUGUGCUCCAAGCAGUUUUCGGACCAGGACAGUCUGAUGGUGCACAAACACCGCCACCUGGACGAGGACCAUGGGGUGCCACCCCAGUGCCGCCGUUGCAAGACCACCUUUGUCAAUGCAGUGUGCCUGGAGGCCCACAUGGAGACUCACCAGCAGGAGUGGAGCUUCCUGUGCACGCUGUGUGACGCACCCUUCCCCGACAAGGUGCUGUUGGCCUCCCACCAUAUGGGACAUGGCAUGCCCCUGGCCGUGGUCAGCACUCUGGACCGCUCCCGCUCACAGCUGCAGCACACCUCCGUCAGGAAGCUACAGACCCGUGGCCGCCGCCCCAACCAGGCCACCUCACCAACCACCACCACUACCACUGCUUCCACCACCACUGCCACCAACAGCGAGGGCUCCUCUGAGCCAGAGUCCACCACCCCGUCCAGCCCUUCCUCCACCCCUAAGUCUGCCUCCCCUCCCACCACCUCCGCCUCAGACACCCAGGCAGUGUCCACCUCCCAGGUGGUGCCAUCAUCGGCCAUCCUGACCACACCCCAGGGUGUGGGUGGCCUACCCCUCACCCCCCCGUCCUCCUCGGGGCCAGUGAGCUACGUCAAGCUGAUCCCCAUCCAGCUCAUCCCUGUCAACAACGCCGGCGGGGUGGGGCAGAAGGGCUCCAGCGGCACCACAGGGAGCCUCGCUGGGACCACCACCACCUUCAUCUCUGUGCCGGUGUCCCUGAAGGGUGCUGGGGAUGGUGCCACGCCUGUGUCCGGUGCCUCUUCCAUUGUGAACUACUUGGUGGAGGCACCGCCGGCAACACUCAAGCCGGGGGAGCGCCACCGGGCCAAGGCACUGCCCAACCUUAUCCCUAUCGGGGCCACCGCUGCCCCCGCUACCCUGCCCCUCAAGGAGAAGAACACCUCUGAGGCACGCAGCCCCCCUGCCUCCCUCAAGGGCCGCCCCGCCCUCAGAGAUGGCAGGAACGGCCUCAACACUGAGAACAGAGACAAGGCUGGUGACCACGAUGGCCACGAGGGUGAGGCGCAGAUCGGCGAGGCGGGGAAGGGUGAUAUGAGGACACCCCAGGACCCACCACCACCAACACACCAGAUCGCAGGCAAGAAGAGGUACGUGCCCAUCCUGCCCAUGAUCCCCCUUCCAGACACACCCCCACACUCCUCCACACCCCCCGUCACACCACCCACGAGCCACCACCUCAGGCAGCCCCGAGUAGCCUCCACCAAGCGGCCGUGGCAGGGAUAUGACCGCGGCGGCUACAAACGGCGCCGCACUCCGACCUACUUCACGGGCAGCCAGAGGGAAGUGUUGGAGAUGCACUUUGAGUACAACAACUUCCCUGAGCCGGUUGAGCAGGUGGCCAUUGCAAGCCAGCUGGGCGUGGAGUACCCGGUGGUGAAGACCUGGUUCCAGAACACCAGGAAGAACAUGAGGAAGCAGCUCAAGGAGGAAGCAAACUAUGACCAGGAUGGGCCGUUCCACUGUCACAAGUGUGGUGUCGCCUUCAUCACCCGCGCCGCCCUCACCGCUCACUGUGACCGCCACAAGGACAAGACCAGCUUCUUCUGCGGUGACUGCUGGAUGUACUUCACUCACCCGGCAGUCUUUAACACACACCUCAUGAGCCACGCUGGUAAAUUUGGAGACAAAAAGAAGAAGGCUUUGAGUUGUGAGGAAGAGGAAGAGGAGGAAGAUGAAGAAGAGGAAGGUGGAGGCAGCCAGAUCGAAGGUGAUGAAGAGGAAGAUGAUGAUGAAGAGGAGGAGGAGGAGGAAGAGGAGAAUGAGAGACAAACAAAACGUAAGAAAGUGAGAGGAAAAGGAGAUGAAAACAAAACAUACUCAAAGGAAGAGGAGGAGGAGGAUGAAGAUGAGGAAGUGAAUGUGGAGGAACUAGAUGAUGAAGAGGAGGAGGAAGAGAAGGAUGACGAGGAGGACUACCACUCCAUCAUGCCGGUGGAGUGCAUCCUCGACGAGCAAUCUGAGGAGGAAGUCGAUGUAGGAACACCAGGAACACCAGGCAACACCGAAUCCACCGGCCACAAGUGUCCUUCCUGUGAGGAGAGCUUUGCAUCGCUCAUCUCCCUCAAGGAACACACCUCUCUGCACUGCUCCCGGCGGCGGCGGCGGCGGUCCACCUCCCCGCCAUUCGUGGCUGCCUGCACCACCACCACACACCUCAACACCAGCGGGGAGCCACGGCGGGAGUUCUGCAGCUCCAUACGUUGCUUUGAGUGCCGGUCGCUGUUUCCGGACCGCCAGUCAUUCAUGCAGCACUUCUCUUUGACACGGUGCAGCCUCAACCGCCAGCGCAUUGAGUACACAGAAGAGGAGCAGAGCAUCUUGGCCACACACUACAGGGAGAACAACUUCCCCAUGCCAGCCGAGAUGAGUCUGCUGGCCAAGCGACUCGGGGUGCGCUACAGGCAGAUCAUGCACUGGUUCCAGAAUAGACGCAGCAAGGAACGCAAGCAGCAGAGGGAGAACAAGAACCCGCCAGUGGAGUGUGUGGAGUGCAAGUCAACCUUUGUGACGGAGCAGAACCUGAAGAGUCAUCAGGCAGCAGUGCACAGCGGUGCCAAGGAGAGCGCUGUGGAGUUCCCCUGCUCUGCACCGGGCUGUGAUGCCUCUUUCACCAAUGAGGACCUGCUGGUGACUCACAAGCUAGCUCACCUGCCCGAGUCUGAGGGAAAUGGCAUGGGCAGCAGUCGUUUGACAAUCCUGGGACCAAAACCACAGUGGAAGAACUUCACAGUGACAGUUCUGGAGGCACACUACAGCGACAACAACUUCCCCGAGCCGAUGGACAUUGGCUACAUCGCGCGCCGCCUUGAUGUCGACCCUCUGCAUAUACACAUGUGGUUCAAGGAGCGAAGGAACCAGCACAUCCGCAAGCUGGAGGAGAGUGGGCGGGUGGUGGUGGAGGGCGGCCUAGCGGUGAGCAGUCAGCGUGCCCUCAGCAGGGUCUGCAACACCUGCGACGCUGCCUUCAUCUGCCAGACUGACCUGGACACACACUCCGAGAUGCACAAGUCAUCAUCUUGGGCUCAGAAGUGUAACAUGUGCAGCAAAGAGUUCAGUAAUGUCAUCGCUCUGGAGACACACUGGAUCAGACAUGGUGUAGAGUUCAUGGGGGAGGCAGGGGAGGGCACCAAGCAGGAGGCCAACACCACUGCCACCACCACUUCCACCACCACCACCACCACCACUCCUGCACCACCACCACUGCCAGCACCUGAGAGGAUGGCCAAGGCUUCCUUCACGGGAUUGCAGCUAAAGGUGUUGGACGGCCACUACCAGCAGAACCACUUCCCUGGGGCGGCCGAGGUGUGGCUGGUGGCGCGUCGCCUGGGGCUGCGGCCCAGGCAGGUCACACAUUGGUUCCAGAAUCGCCGUGGACGAGAGCGCCGCGCCCACAAGGUGACCACGCCGGCAUCACAUCCAUGCCUGUGGUGUGGCUCAGCCUUCAUCACACCAGCCGCCCUGCGCCGCCACCGCCGCCACCACCGCAACACUGCAGCGCGCCAUGGCUGCGGCCGCUGCUCUGCCGUGUUCCUCACCCCAAUGCUGCUGGAGACACACUCUCUCUUCCACCAGAAGUCGCCACACAGCCGCUCCGCCUCACCCUGCCACCGCCCACCAGACUCCAGCCGGGACCCACUGGCGGUGGGUCAGGUGCGGCCCGGCACGCUGCCACCACCCUCUGACACUGACGAGUCAGACGGCAGCGAGCCAGAACUGAGCAUUGACCUGACCCCCACACCAGCCACAGAGGAGGGCCAGGGUGAGGCAGGCACAGCCAGCACUCCCCCAGCACCCAGCUGGCACACGCCCCAGCCCGCCAUGGAGGAGGUGGAGGAGGAGAUGGCAGAGAUGCUGCGCCACGCCGGCAUUGAGGUGAUGGAGGAGGGUCUGGCUGGCAAGGAGUCAGCUGGGAGUAGGGACGAGGCGGCCAGCGGAACGGGUAAGGGUGAGGCGGCUGAGGCUAAGGCGGAUCAGGGUGAGGCAGGUGAUGAUGAGGCGGGUGACAUGCGAGGGCAGGAGUUCACACUGACGGAAGAGGAGGCAUCGGCUUCCUUGGAGAAAGACGUGAUAUGCGAGCAGGUGUUCUUUGACGACCACACUGACUCAGAGGACGACUCUGAGGAGGAGGAGCCCCGCCUGAAGAUAGUGAGUGCUUACACCAUAUCACCGUCGGAGAGUGACAAGGCCAGGGCCAGCCAGGCACAAUGAGGCUGGCCGCUGCCACUCACCCAGGCUCCCAUAAUGCAAUACUCUAGGUCGGGUCAGCUGACACUUACAAACACUUACCAGGAAACUUACAAAACUGUUACAAAUAUCUGAGAGUCAAGGAAGCUGUUCAAUGCUGCGGAAUGCUGUGCUGUGAUGCGCAAGGCAGUUCUGAAGCUGUGCGGCAGCUUGAGUGGCAACGUGUGGUGAUGUGGCGGUGUGUGAAGCUAGAGGUUUGUUAGAAAGCUUUUGUUUAAUGAGUGUGGUGAGGCUGUUAUGGGAAUGGUGAGGGAUAGUGUUAAUGUGUAGUGAGGCUGUGGUGGUGGUGGUGGUGUUGCUGCUGUCACCAUUACCUGCCCUGCUGUGCUGCCCCGUGCUGUUACAAAGGGAUGUUGUUGUUAGGAGGUGUUUCCAAAUCUGCUCUGUGUGUGUGUGUGUGUGUGUGUGUGUGUGUGUGUGUGUGUGUGUGUGUGUGUGUGUGUGUGUGUGUCUCUGCUCGCUCACUCACGGCUGUCUCAAGUCACGUCUUGGCUGUGUUAUAUCACUUCUUAUUUUGUGAAUGGCUGUUGACGAAGAGAAGUUUGUUGGUUAGUUGGUGGGUUGGUGUUGAGAAGCUUGUAGUGAGGAGGUGUUAGUGGUGUGGCGGCUUUUGUUGCUGUUAGAGGGUUUACUGGUUACUGAUGCAUGUUACCACUGGGUGACUUAGAGAGCUUAACUGUUUGAGUGCCAUCAGGAACAUAUAAAAGACAACAUACAAGUUAGUCACACAAUUAAAGGAUGUUACAAAAUGUUCUCAAGACAAAAUGUGGCAUUACGACGAA